AUGUGCUUGCCCCUAAAGUUUAUUCAAUUGUUUAUCAGAAUAAAUUGCUUUUGCUUUAUUAUUUUGGGGAUUGUGCUAAUCUCCUAAGUAUUCGUGACAUUGAGUCAAGGCGUAAGUAGUGAUGGCGAAGGAAUUGUAUUUACAUUUUCAGUAGGACUAGCUGUUGUUAUUGUGGGAGCAUCUGGGUUGUUGAGUUCGUAUUGUCCAAACUUCUGUAUAAUUUUCAUUUAUUCUUGCUUUAUCAUUUUCAUUGGAGUUUUGACAGCCUAUAUCACAAUUUCAUUAACCAUUUUAAAAAAUUAGUUACAUCUCAAUUACCUGCUGCUGAGAAAACAAAGGAGUAAAUUUUAUGGGCGGAAACUCAAUUUUGUAAAUAUGACUGCAUUUGUUAUAUCGAGAAAAUCCAAGACUGGAAUUCUGACUACCUGGAGAAUAAUCGCAUACAUUAUACAACCAAUAGACAAAUCAGUGAUAUAACACAAUAUUAAAAAUGCAAAAAGUGGAUUAAAAUUGAUGGAGCUUCAUAUUCUUACAUUGCAUAUCUGGAGGAAAAAUAUAGUUGUUCUGGAUGGUGCAAAUCUCAUCCAGUCUACCUUUUUUCAAACAUCAAUAAUGGGAUCCCAUGCUUGUUAUCCAUACUUUGAAUAAGAAUACGAGUAUUAUGUGAACAAGUCUUACAUCGAUUAUUUAAUAGUGGAUUUUCUCUAUCUAUUUAAUUUAUGCUUUGCCAUAUGCUAAUGCUAUUAGACUAGUAGAAAUAAAAAGUCUAGAAUCUAUCCUCAGAUUCUUUAUGAGCUUGCCCCAUAAUGAAUAUUGUAAACUGUACUUUCUAUAUAAAAAUAAGAAUAAAGAAUUA
Molecule: messenger RNA, 856 nt
Organism: Paramecium tetraurelia
Lineage: Eukaryota; Ciliophora; Oligohymenophorea; Peniculida; Parameciidae
Exons: 4
Source: RefSeq, a predicted model, not a curated record